Molecule: messenger RNA, 1690 nt
Organism: Carica papaya (papaya)
Lineage: Eukaryota; Viridiplantae; Streptophyta; Magnoliopsida; Brassicales; Caricaceae
Product: protein IQ-domain 26-like
Molecular function (GO): protein binding
Source: RefSeq, a predicted model, not a curated record
AUAUGAGCUGUAAUGUAAAAAGCCUUCUAAUGCAAAUGGGUAUUUUUAGAUUUCACUUUUAAGGCCCUUUUUCCCCCAUUACUCUUCUCUCUCUCUUUUCAUUCUCUGUAGUUCUUCCACUCUGCAAGUACAGUUAAAGAAGAUGGGAAGAGCAACGAGGUGGCUAAAAAGCCUGUUUGGGAUAAAGACCACCGACCGCCGAGACAAGAACCGCUCUACUAUCGUUGGCCAGUCCGCCAGAGGAGGAGAUAUCGCCGGCUUGUGUCACAACCCUUCAACCAUACCACCCAACUUGUCAGCCGCCGAGGCUGCUUGGCUAAGAUCUUACUACAACGAUACACACAAGGAACAGAAUAAGCACGCCAUUGCGGUAGCCGCCGCAACUGCAGCAGCGGCUGAUGCGGCUGUUGCAGCGGCACAGGCCGCUGUCGCCGUUGUUCGACUCACCAGCCAUGGCAGAGGUACUAUGUUUGGCGGAGGAAGUGAGAAAUGGGCUGCUGUCAAGAUCCAAACUGUGUUCAGAGGUUACUUGGCAAGAAAAGCACUGAGAGCAUUAAAAGCACUGGUGAAGUUACAGGCACUGGUCCGGGGCUAUUUGGUGCGGAAACAAGCAGCUGCUACACUUCACAGUAUGCAAGCACUGAUACGAGCUCAAACCAGUGUUAGGUCUCACAGAGCUCGUCGCUUCAUUAACAGUGAAGCUACCAACAGAUUUGAAAUUCGAGCACGAAAAUCCACGGAGAGAUUUGAUGAAACAAGAAGUGACCACACAGUCUCUAUCCAUAGCCGAAGACUAUCUGCAUCUCUUGACUCUGCAUUCAACCCUAACGAAGAAACCCCCAAAAUCGUGGAGGUCGACACAGGCAGGCCUAAAUCAAGAUCUCGCAGAACUAACACCUCUGUUUCAGAUUUCAGUGACGACCCAUAUUAUCAAACAAUUUCUUCUCCUCUCCCAUCUCGAAUUCCAGCCCGUUUAUCCAUACCCGAUACCCGAUAUUUUCAAGACUAUUCCUACUCCGAAUGGGGCCUAACCGGAGACGAAUGCAGGUUCUCCACAGCACAGAGCACGCCCAGAUUUAUCAAUUCUUGUGGGUGUAAUCCCCCGCUCACACCCGCAAAGAGCGUCUGUGCUGAUAAUUUGGGGAAUUAUCCAAAUUACAUGGCUAACACACAGUCAUUCAAAGCGAAAUUGAGAUCGCACAGUGCCCCUAAACAGAGGCCAGAACCAGGUCCCAAGAAGCGACUGUCGCUAAACGAAAUGAUGGAGUCGAGGAGUAGUCUUAGUGGGGUGAGGAUGCAGAGAUCGUGUUCGCAGGUUCAAGAAGCUAUCAAUUUCAAGAAUGCAGUCUUGGGGAAGCUAGAAAGGUCCACAAAUUUUAGUAGAGAACCAGAGAGGUACUCCAUACAGAGGAAAUUUUGAUUUAUCAUCUGCUUCUUCUUUAUUGCUACCAUUACUUGUUUCAUCCCUAACCCAGCAAAGCAUAGAACAGAUAGCACAGGAUACAAGUAAACCCCCAUCUGGUUCAACUCCUUGUUCUUUCUUUGAUCUUAAAUUUCUCAGAAAACCCUAAUCAAACCCAAUUGUGAAAGUAAAUAGUUUGUUUGUCCUAGUUUUAGUUACUUGUAUCAAUCUCUCUCUCUCUCUCCCUGCCUGUCAUGAUGGUAUAUAAUUAAGACGACUUUCACCAAA